AAUGAAGGUGGUGAGUUGUAUAUUUGGGGUCAGCCAUCCAAAGCGACGGGCAAUACACAAGAAUGGCAAAGUCGAGAGUGCAUGCAGGGUAGAGAUGAGUGUCAAAGAUGAUUUGUUAGUGAAUAAUAAUGGCGAGAGUGAAAGGGAGGAGUUACAAGAUGGUAAUUCGUUAAAGAUGUUAACAUUUUCAUUGGGAGUGACGAAGAUGUACAGGAUUAGAUGUCUCAUAUUGAGCAGUUUGGAGACAAAGUUAGAGAGGCAAGGCUGAGAUGGUUGGGACAGAGGACGUUGAAGGUGGAGCUGUCAGACAAUGAUCUUCAAGGAAGCGAUGGCUCUGGGAGUUUGGGAGGCCCGGAUGUUCGCAGACGAAUCCCCAUCAAACUUCUGUCCAAGCAGCCAAUAAGGAGCAAACCUCAACAGCGCCCCCAGAGACCUGUCAGUAGAGCUUGUAAAAGUGAGACUGGAGAAGAUGUAAUCAUGAAAUCGAUGAUGAGGACAGCAUCAAAUAACUUUGGCUUUAAGCAAGAGGACAGGUUUGACUGUGGAACUAAAGCUGGUGAUGUGUUUGCAAGUCAGAGGAGAUUUCCACAACCGUUGUUCUGGGACUAUAAGUUAAAUUUGAUUGGAGAAAAGGAUGAUGUUCCGAUUCACUUCUGUGACAAAUGCGGUCUCCCUAUUCAGCUGUAUGGACGGAUGAUUCCCUGCAAACAUGUUUUCUGUUAUGACUGUGCUCUACUUCAUGAGAAGAAAGGAGAGAAGAUGUGCCCAGGCCUGACCCUCUAUAACUGUACAGACCCGGUUCAGCGCAUUGAACAGUGCCAACGUGGUUCCCUCUACAUGUGCAGCAUUGUACCAGGAUGCAAGCGCACCUACCUGUCUCAGCGUGACCUCCAGGCCCACGUCAACCACCGCCACAUGAGGGCUGCCAAGUCUUCUGCAGGCCGCCAGGAGCCCGUGCACCUGCCCCCUGCUUCUGAUGUGUCUGAACGUUUCCGCCUGCCUCCACCUCACUUACCCAAGAACCAUGUCCAUCUCACCAACCCGCUCCAGCACGGGAGCCACGAUCCUUACAGUCAGCCGCCACCUCCCUCCGCUCACGAAGGCCCGCCCCCAACCCCUUCUCUGGGUCCUGAGACAUUCCGCAUUGCCACGGUAACAACUCGUAAACACAGUAAUCUCAUCACUGUUCCCAUUCAAGAUGACUCCUCUUCCUCUCGCGAGCCCCUCUCUGCUGGGCCAGGCCCUGGCCAGCCUCCCCACCACCACCCCGGGGACUAUCCUGGCCAGCCUCCUGUAGUGUCGCACUCUCACCAUAUGAUGGCACCACCUCAACAGCAUUUUGGUCCCCCGUCCCCGCCGCCUCCCAUUACACACCCAAUGCAGCAUCCUCCCCAGGCCUCUGGGACACCACACAUGGUGUACAACCAGGCCCCUCCUCCCCCAAUGUCCACAGCACCCCCACCUAUUACUCCUCCACCAACGCACAUGAUACCCCCUUACAUGAAUCACCCACCCCCAGGACCUCCACCACAGCAUAGCGGCCCUCCUGUUAAUGCCCCACCACCUCAUCAUUAUAACCCGAACUCCAUGCAGCAGUUCCCUGAAGACCAGGGUACCCUCAGUCCCCCCUUCACCCAGCCAGGAGGGCUCAGUCCUGGGAUGUGGCCCGCCCCAAGAGGACCCCCACCUCCACGAAUGCAGGGACCCCCUCCCCAGGGCCAAAUGCCUGGUCCGCACCAUCCGGAUCAGGGCCGGUAUCGGCCCUAUUACCAGUAAACUACCAACGAAAUCAAUCUGUGUCAUUGUGUUCCAUACUGCUUGUCUGAGUAAUGUGAUAGUAAACCUCAGGGUUCAAGGUUGUAGACAUUGAUUUCGAUAAAACUGCCCAAAGCAAAUGUGUAUGUGGUGCACACUCAAGUUAACCGUGCUAAACCUUCCAUUGAACAUACUUUUGACUUGGAAGAGAGCAGGAGUGUCCUCCUUUUGAAACAACCUAUGGUAAAUAUGUCUGUAUAUAUGUCAGCUGAUGCCACACAUGUACAUUUAAAGAUGUUGAGACAAUAAAUUUUUAACAGCACAUUUCUAUCCUUUUGUUUGGCAUGACGUGAUGUAGUAAAAUGUCAUCUGGUUUCUUUAACAAGUUACUGAAAACUACAUUUAUCACUUGGUCUGACUGACAAGGUCUUCAGUAUUUCUCAUUAAAAAAUAUCUUGUGGAAAAAUAAA
Oreochromis niloticus (Nile tilapia) is the source of this 2225-nucleotide messenger RNA. RefSeq names its product Cbl proto-oncogene-like 1, E3 ubiquitin protein ligase (gene cbll1). NCBI's taxonomy places the organism in Eukaryota, Metazoa, Chordata, Actinopteri, Cichliformes, Cichlidae. The record is from RefSeq and is a predicted model, not a curated record. Gene Ontology annotation, biological process: protein ubiquitination; regulation of cell adhesion. Gene Ontology annotation, molecular function: ubiquitin protein ligase activity.